Messenger RNA from Hippocampus comes (tiger tail seahorse), 4588 nucleotides. RefSeq lists its product as uncharacterized. The transcript has 3 exons. Lineage: Eukaryota; Metazoa; Chordata; Actinopteri; Syngnathiformes; Syngnathidae. The coding region runs from base 597 to 4451 and encodes 1284 amino acids. The record is from RefSeq and is a predicted model, not a curated record.
GCAUGAGGCAGAUGAUAGUAUUGAUUCAACGACUCAAAACGAAGUUUUGAAGUCAACGAAUUAAUCAUGAUUUCAAUCUUAAUCAAAAAUAAUCAUGAGCUUUACUACGUCCACAAUCGUCCGGCCCUCGCGGCGCUCCUCUGGUCAAUCGAUGCCAGGGAUAACUAUGCCUCGGGUCCAAACUCGGCCGGUAUGGACUCCGGCUCGUCUGCCCCCCAACCCCCAAUUGCGUAUAAGCAGCACUGACAAUGCACAAAAUGGAUCCAAGUAGGCCCAUUUUGUUGCUGAGGGGCAUUGAGGAGAACCUGGUUUUCAGUCUGCUAAAGGUUUGGGACCGGGUUGACUGUUGGGGGGAGCUCUUUAUGCUCAGGGUAAUUUGCCUUGAUGACGGCGACACGCCUUGACUACAAAGCGUUAUGUCGAUGCUUCAUGACAAAGACCGAUGAUGUCGCAUCUCAGUGCCCUUUGUUGGCCUAGUUCGGAGUGGUAAAAGAGCGUUUGUGAUCGUGGAGAAAUCCUGCCCCAAACUCGGAGCCCCGAGCUCCGAAAACAUCGCCCGAAGCAGAUAAAGCGAGGAGUGCGUACACGGCCCAGAGAUGAGCGCUGAGAGUCCCACCCUCGGGCCAGGAAACGACCUCCUCCCCCUUGAGAAGAUCCAACAUGGCAUCAAGGAGUUUUUUGCUCAACGGGGGAUGUUUGGCGACGAUGUGAAAGGUCGUCGGACUGGCCAGAAUAUGACUUACACUUUGAAGGACAAAGACAAAGAUGCCAAGAUCAACAAUAUCAUCAAGAGCAUCGUUGAGAAAAGCACCCUGGAUGUGGCCAACUUGAGGGAGCUGAUCACGCUCUGGGACAAGGAGGAGCGCGCCAUGUCUGACUCCUUCAUCGACGAGUCCUCCUACGGCGUGGUCACCCAGCAGAAGAUCAAGCAACACCUCAAGGAUUUCUUCUCCGAGCGGCUCAUGAUCGCGGAGCGGGAAGAGGGCAGGGAGGCCGGUGCCGCGUCGGCCCUCAAGAUAUUUGCGAGAACGAGCGCCAUGAAGAAGGCCCGAGACCCCGACAUUUUGGAUGUCGAGGAAGAGGAUGAUACCGGCAUCUUUGAGGAGGAAAUAAGUGCCUCCUCCGAUGAGCAACAGACUCAUCUGGAUGACUUUUCUCAGACAUUAGAGAGCCCACUUUCUCCCAAUUCGUCGACCGGCGCCUCACCCACUUGCUUCAUCGACAAGGCCAAAGAUUUGAUUAGCCAAGUUGUCAAUCCCGUUGUUAACACCAUCGACACGGCCAGCAAAACAAUUGUUGAGAAAAUGAAGUCGACCUUACAGAAAACAAUGGGGCCUCACCAUUCGGAGAGGGAGACGGAGGAGGGAUGCUGUGUCUCAGAGAGAGAAUCAACAGCCAGCCUCUCGCCCGCAUCAGAGGAAAACUGGACGCCAAAUCUGGCCGCUUUUUUCUCAUCGGCUGCUUCGCCGGGGACGAGUGACCGCAAAGAUGAGAGGCCGCUAGACCCAGACAUCUUGGGUCAAGUGGCAACAGAGGAGACGUGUCACGCUGCUGACCUGUUGGAAGAAGCAGCGGUCUCCCCACUGAGGGAUCCGGAAACUGACAAUCAGGCCACAUGUGCUCCGGGCAACUUGGACGACACCAGUGAACUGACUCUCUUUGACGAUCCUUUAAGAAUUUCAACGGAAUCGCUUGGGAGCACAAGUACAGCAAGUAACCUCGAUCACGACAUGGUUGAAAUUUUAUCAGUGGGUCGUCAAGAUUCACCGGAGCGUAGAACCCCCGCAGCCCCCGCUUCUGAUGGCAACAAAUCACCAGACGCACUGGAGGAAAAGAUGCGCUUAUCGGAUGAAGAAGCCCCGACUGAUCUUGAGUUGACAGAAGAUGGGAUAGCAAAGAGGUCUUCACCUGAAUCCGUAAAUGCUGAACUUGCGUUGCCAGAAGACGGAGUAGAAAAGAGAUAUUCACCAGAAGCAGUCGAUGCUGAUCUUGAGUCGCCAGAAGACAUUAUAGCCAAGAGGGUUUCAUCAGAAGUAGAUGAUGAUCAUGGGUUGCCAGAAGACAUGCUAGCAAUGACGUAUUCACCCCAAAAAGUAGAGAUUGAGCCGAUGACGCCAGAAGACUACGUACAAAAGAGGUCUUCGUCAGAAACAUCGGAUGCCGAUCUUAAGUGGCCAGAGGACGUUGUUAUCGAGAGGCCUUCGUCAGAAGCAGUAGAAGAUGAUCUGAACUUGGCAGGAGACCAGGUAGCGUGUGGGCAUUCACCAGUGGAAGUGGUAGAUGGUGACCGUCAGUGGCCAGAAGACAUGGUAAGAAAAGGGUCUUCAUCAGAAGCACUCUGUGCAGAUCUUAAGUCACCAGAAGACCCGGUAGCAACGAGACCAUCCAAAGAAGCUGAAGAUGCUGAUAUUGAGUGGCCUGAAGACACGGUCGAAAAUAUAAUUUCAUUAGAGAUGGUAGACACUGAUCCUGAGUGGCAAGGUGCCCUGUUAGCAAAGAGGACUUCAGUUGAAUUAGUAGAUGCUGAUCCCAAGGGGGAAGAUGACCCAAUGGCAAAGAAGCUUUCAUUAGAACUAGAAGAUAGUUAUCUUCAGUGGCCAGAAGAUAGCCUCGCAAAAACAUCUUCAUUUGAACUAGGAACAAAUGCCGAUCUAGACGGCCAAGAUGUCAAAGUAGCGAGAAUGUCUUCAUCAGAAGCAGAUAGUGAUUUUCAGGGGCCAGAGGAUAAGCUAGCGAAGAGGCAUUCGUUAGAAUUGGUUGUAAAUGCUGACCUUGAGUGGCUAGAAGACAAGAUCACGAAGAGAUCAUCUGAAACAGCCGGAGAGGAUGAUCUCAAGUCGCCCGAAGACAGGGAAGCGAAGCUGCCUUCAUCAGAAUCAGCAGUUGACGCUGAAACUCAACUGUCCGAGGACCAGGAAGUAAGGAAGCCUCUGGUGGAAAAUGUAGUAGAUGCUGCUCUUCAAUCGUUUGAUGUCAAGAGGCCUUCAUCAGAAGCUGACGCUGAUCCUCAAUUGUCUGAGGAAGAGGAAGCAAGGAAGCGUCUUUUGGAAGUAGCAGUUGAUGCUACGCUUCCUUUGUUUGAUGUAAAGAGCCCGUCAGUCGGAACACUACAAGAUGUUGAUGCUAAAUCGCCAGAAGGCAGGGGGUCGGUGAUGUCUUUUAAUGAAGCGGCAGCUGAGAUUGACACAAGCUUGUCGGACGACAUGCUAGCCAAGACGCCAUCAGCCGAAGCCAUUUUGGACCUUUUGUCUGUAGAGGUUAAACCUGACCGGUCAGAAGACAGGCUAUCUGGGAAGUCUUUAUCUCCGGCAGAAGUAAGGGCUGUCCCUAAAUGGUCAGAAGACAGGCUAUCUGGGAAGUCUUUAUCGCCGGUAGAAUUAAGGGCUGUUUCUAAAUGGUCAGAAGACAGGCUAUCUGGGAAGUCUUUAUCCCCGGCAGAAGUUGGGGUUGUAACUAAAUUGUCAGAAGACAAGGUGUCAAGGAGGUCUUCAUCCAAAUCGGCAGUAGAUGUUCGGAAACUGUCGGAGAGUAGGGUAUCAAGCAGGUCUUCAUCCCAAGCGGCAGUAGAAGGUCGGAAAUUAUCAGAGGACAGGAUAUCAAGGAGGUCUUCAUCAAAAGCAGCAGUUGAUGCCAUUUCUAAAUUGUCAGAAGACAGGAAGUCCAGGAGGUCCUCAUCUCGGACAACAGUCGAUGCCGUCUCAAAAUUGUCAGAAGACAGGAUAUCCAGGAGGUCCUCAUCUCUGGCGGCAGUCGAUGCCGUCUCGAAACUGUCAAGGAGGUCCUCAUCAAAACUGGUGGGAGAACUUGAGCUGAAAUUGUCCAAAGACAGGCUAUCCAGCAAGUCUUCAUCUGAAGCGGUACUCGGCAUUGACAUCAAAUUUUCAGAGCAGGAACUUUCAUCCGAAGAGACGGCCGACCUGGAAAAGACAUCACCAGCGCAACGUCAAACCAGGUCAUCCCUUUGGAAGAGGUGGAAAAUAAUGCGUCCGAGGAGGAUCCAGCCACUUCUGGAGGACUGUCCCAGUGCCAUCAUGGAUUGCAUUGGAGCAAAACCGGCUAUUAGGCCUAUUUUCAAAAAAGUCAAGUCAAUGUGGAAGACUCACUAUGGCCGGAGGAAGAGCAAGAGAGUAAAAGGGAAAGGCGAGAGAAAAGGCGCGAGACCUCUACAUGCAAACGUCCUGGACGAAGGUGCGAGGGAGGCUUCCGCCUCGUCUAUCAUCUCAGUCGAGUUGCCGCCCAGCGAUGAGGAGGAGGACGAGUGCACGAGGGCCAAAUCCAUCCAGUCAAUGGAGGAUGCCCAUGACAUCCACAGCUUCUUUGAGAACAUGUUUAAGAAGGAGUUUUCCAAAAGGUUAGAAAAAUCCCUGAAAAGGGGGCUCUUGGACGUGGUCAACGAUUACGUCCCUGAAAAAGCUUUACCGAGCUCGGCAGAUAAACUCGCAAAGCAGUAGCAGACCUCAAGAAAAGAUCCCCUCAGUUUUAGUGGAGGAUUUUAAUGGUGACGACAACUGACAGUCCACUGACUCUACUUGUGUAAAGUAUCAGAUUUACAUGUCGUCGUAUUCCAAUAAAAAUUGAAUUUUCAGGU